Messenger RNA from Grus americana (Whooping crane), 5558 nucleotides. RefSeq names its product zinc finger C2HC-type containing 1C (gene ZC2HC1C). The record is from RefSeq and is a predicted model, not a curated record. Lineage: Eukaryota; Metazoa; Chordata; Aves; Gruiformes; Gruidae. The transcript has 3 exons. The coding region runs from base 340 to 1833 and encodes 497 amino acids.
AUCGCCGCUACCCGGCCAUAGAGGUGGGGUCCUCCAGAGAGCAGAGUGGAAGGGGAGCGUUGCGGAGGAACCAUCGAGAGACCGCUCACCGGCGAGAGUGGCGCAGGAACUGGCAUUCGCGUGCCUGUCUCUAGGCAACAGCCGUCAACACGGCGCCCGGGGCGGCGGCAGGCGCGGGGCGGCGGGCAGAGCUCCGCGCUGCCCCGGGGCGAGCGUGGAGCGCAGGAGGAGGAGGUGUCGGGUCUCUUGGGCGAUGGGAGACCGAUGAGCGAAACGGGAGGCGACGCAGCUUGCCGAGGAGGCCGGGCGGAGCGCCGGCCACAGCCUCGCAGGCACUGAAUGGCUUUGUUUCCACCAGUGGACUCUGUGGUGGCAGCUACUAAGGUUGUUCCCAGUUCCCAGCUGGAACACCAGAAGAACAACCUUCAGCAUGAACUCAUACCUGACAAAGAGGAAAGUUUAAAGGAUCUGUAUGCCCGAAAGAGCCGAAGCUAUUCAUAUUCUCUUUCUACAGAAAGCAGUCAACACGGCUGCAGGCACGGAAGCUUGGUUUCAGCUGGACCGCAGAACAAGUGUCUCACCAGCCAGACCAAAACUCUGCCAGCUAAAUCAGUAGCCAGACGGAAAGAAGGAGUGGACCGUGCAUAUCCCCUGAAACCAAUUUUUCACCACAAGGGUGUGAGUGUUCCAGUGGUCAACACAGCACAGCUCAGAAGUUCUCCGUACAUGGAGGAAGCUCCAAAUAGUAGGCCUGGCUCAAUGAGCAAAGGGAAGCCUCCAGCAGGGAGGUCUCAGCUAGCUGCAGUGCUCUCUCCUUGGACAGCAGAGCCUAAACAGUCAGCCUCCCAUCUAUACAGGAGAGAGCUGGCCUACAUCCUAAAGUUGGAGGCAGAUGGACGGAACCUGGAAGAGGAAAUUCGAAAGAAAGAGGCCCUCCUCAGAGAGAAGCUGAGGAGAACAAAGGAGGAGCUUAGGAGGAUUCAAAGAGAGAAGGAGCUUGUUGAGGCAGAGGAGAGAAGAGGCAGAGAAGCAGAGAGGACCCAUGAGCGAAAGGCCGGAAGGCAGCCUGAAGAGAAAACUUUCAGGGUUGCAGCCAGGCCAGGUGAUGGGGUCUUCAGUGGGGUGCAGUCUGCAGAGACCACUAUCCCCAAACCUGGCACCACCCUCCAUCCCCAAGAUCUGGCUAUGGGAAAGCUCAAGAAGGAGCGGCUGGUGGCCAGCAACAGCAAAAUCCGAGACAGCAUACCCAUGGAGCGUUCAGCUGCUUGUUCAAAGCUGACCCCAAAACACAGCCCUUCUCCCUCUGCGCUCUCAGAUCAAGAUUCUGGUGAGCACCUGUCUACAGAGGUGCUGUACAUACAGGCUAAUAGUGCUGUGGAGCAGGGGGGGCUCGGACAGUGCAGCUUCUGUGGACGUAAGUUUCUCUGCACCAGGCUCGAGAAGCACAUGAGUAUCUGCGGCAGGAGUCAAGGCUCCAAGAGGAAGGUGUUUGACUCCAGCAAGGCCAGAGCUAGGGGCACAGAACUGGAACAGUAUCAGCAGUGGAAGAGCUCAGAGAGGCCUCAGAAUAAGUCACCCAGAAGGAACAACUGGCGACAGAAGCACGAGGUUUUCAUCCAGACCCUGCGCCAGGCCCGCCAGGUGCAGCAAGUCCUCUCCAAGGGAGGGAAAGUGUCUGACCUGCCCCCUUUACCUCCCAUUGAAAACCCAGAAUACGUUGCCUGCCCCUACUGCAGACGCCGAUUUGCUCCUCAAGCAGCUGAGAGACACGUUCCUAAAUGCAAAACCAUCAAGAAUAGGCCCUCACCCCCACCACAGAGGAGGCGCUGCUGAAGCGGUGUCCGACUGUACCUGCCGCUGCAAUUCCCUGCCUGUUUUCUGCUGGGUUUCCAGCCACAGACACUUGCGCUUUCCCUAGUCUCAACACUGGCUGUGAGCAUUGAGCUUGUACGUACAGCGAGUGAACAGCUUACGACGUAUAAGCAGAAUAGUAGAACUUGUGUACUUUGACCUGUGCCCCUCUGGGGGCCGCUUCUCCCAUCCAGUGAGCUAAACAUGGAAUCUCAGCGUAGAUGUAAGGCUGUCACUGCCAGCUAAACAGGGAAGAAAGGCUGUUGCUACAGACUGUCAGCGGGACAGCAGUGAGGAGCUAGCCAGCCAUCAGAAAGGGGCUGUUCUUCAGAAUCCUAUUUUACCUGUAGGUUAGGGAGACUUGGGCGCUUUUUUUUUUUUCCUCUUUUUUUAAUUAGUGGUGUCUGAUGUGAAGAGAGCUGCUCUCCUUUAGCUCAUGAGUGGCUGCAGACUCUGGUUUUUUUCCUUCUCCAAAAGCAGAGAGUAGUGCUCUUCAGAAGAACAGCUGGGCCAUACAGAGCAUCUGCCUUUUGUUUGCUCAACUGCUCUGUAGGUGCAGAUGUUCACCCCAAACAUGCUUACAGUGACAGCGGUUCUUGGCUGGUGUAGCAUUUUUAUUGUAACUACCUACAAGAGAUUAGGAUGUGAGGGGUUCCCCCUUUUUUUUUUUUGCCACAGAAAGGACUGUACAUUCUUCAAAACUAUUUAGCAUUUAGACAAGGCACUUGAAAAAGUCAGACAGAGGGAGGGGAAGAAGCUAUGUAAGCAGUUAACUUUUUGUGCAGCACCACACAGACCGCUGUGUUCUUCUGUCCUUGGUAUUUGUGUUAGAUGACAGGAUCCAGAGCUGUUUCUUGGUCAUUGCUCUUGCUCUGUCCUAUUUGUUGUAGCACUGUUCAGAUGAAUAAUGCAUGUAGGUUUAUUCCAUGCUUGUUCUGCAGCUGCCCAAGACUUUAUUUGGAUGCUUUUCUAGAAUGCUGAUAACAAUCCUGGGGCUACACCUUACCAGCCAAAGAUUUGUAACAUUACCAUUUAGAAAUCCAGCGUGACAUUGUUUGAAUUAAAAAAGGAGAACCGGAAGGAGUAUUAUUAAAUGCUUCCUCAGCACAAGAAGCUCAGGAUCAGAAAUUCAGAGGGUUAGAAAAGCUAGCAGUAGCAGGCACUUACUGUUUUGAGUCCAUAUGUCAGUUCGUGUGCAUAGAACAACAGAGAUACUCCAAACCAGCCAGGCCCUUGACGCAACAGAACAACCAUCCCAAUGUGUCACUUACCACGUACAAUAGCUGGGACUCAGAGUCGGGAAGGGGUGGAAGAAGAAAUAUUUAAUACCACACAAGAUCUAAUGAAUAAGCUCAGACUGGAAAUUAGAUUUCUAAACCAGGAGAAGAGUGAGGUCAUGGAAAACCUUUCCAAAUAGAUUAGCACAGACAAGGAACCCACAUUGUUUCAAGAUGGACUUGGAGAAGAUAAUGGAAGGGAGCAUACAGCAGGAGUUAUAAGUUAAGAAUCGCGAUACAGAGCAUUUGUUCCUAUCUCCAGGCUUCUUGUAUAAAGUGCGAAGAACACAUCAGCGACAGUUCUGUGCCUCAGUGUAUCACUUUCAGGAGCUGGGAAGGAAUUCCCUUCCCACAGCAACCUUCCCUCGAUUCCUAACUUGGCUUCUGAUGGGUUUUUAUUAUUAUUUUUUAAUUUCCAUCCAAAAUCUUUAAGAACAACUACAGCUAAAAAGAAAGCCAAAUGCCCUCCACCCCCACAGUAUGCUAAAUAACUUCACAUCUGAAAACCUGCUAGCUGUUUCACUCAUAUGUUCAGGGUUAAAUCAACAAUUAGAUUUACUGUAAAAAAUCUGGAGUUUUCCUGCAAGCCAAGUUGCUAAAACUUGCACCCUUCCUUAAGUCAUCUGCUUAUUUUCAUCUUGGUUGCAAUGGUAGGGAAUUAUGACAAAAAUAUUCCACUUCUUUUGCUUUCUUCUCGAGAUGUAAGGUAGUUCUCAGUGAUAUUGGCCUCAUGCUGAAUAUCUUUGUUUGUCACAAACUGUUAAAGGGUCUUUUGGGGGAAAUAGAUGUCCUAUAAACCCUUUGAGAGAAUCAUCCGCUUAUAAUUGGUGACAGUUCCUGUACAUUUUUAAGUCAAUUAUUUUUCCAGAUUCUGAUUUUUAAUAUAUUAGACUAGUUCUGUUCUGUAAAAGUUGUUUUAAAUGGUCACAGAGGGGUUUAUGUUCUCAAAGUAAGAAUGACUACUUUGUAUGAGAAAGUUGCAACAGGAAGCAAACAAGGGAACAAAAAAAUUCCAGCAGCUCCUUUUGCAAGUCCUUCAGUAACACAGCAGCAGCUCAUAGGAACCUAGAAAAAGGAUAAAAAGCGACUAGAUUAAACCGGAUUAUGAAGAAACACUCCAGCCUUCAGUGGGUGGGAUGUGACUCCUGAAAGCAGUUCGAGAGCUUCUGCCCCUAUAGAUACCCAAUCCCUUGGGCAUACCCUAGAAAAGCCUGAACGUCCCAGAAUGGGUCAGUGCUGCACUGUGCCAGCCAGGUAUAGGAGUGUACAAACCUAGAGAGGAGAGAAAAACCAGGCUCAAAACAAGGGAAAAUAAUUAGCUAUAUCCAAAUUGAUCAGAGAAGCAAGACCAAUGCUCUAACUUCAAAGCUUUGAAAAUACAGGAUAGCAAAAGGUGACAAGAAGUAAGAAAGGGGUAAGCUGGAAGCUUUAUGCCAGCCUCCUUGAAUUAAUGAAAGGUGUAACUGAAUUAAACAAGGAGUAGUUCAGAACCACUGCCUGUCUUGUAGUAUUAACUCCCUUUCCCUUGCACCAUGUUUUAUUGACUGUGUUUAGUGGACCCUAAAAGUCAGCAGAGUGCAAAUUGUAACUGGGGUAGAUACACACAGAAAAGCUUUUGAUACUGUAAAAUAAAUCCAUCUGUUGGGGACUUCUCUUAAGUUACAGGCAAACAGCUAACGCUGAGAUCGAAACUGUAGAUUAAAGAAAAAAGUUAUUGAAAUUAAGUCACCAGGCUUCAUUUGUUAUCUUUGUUUCGGGGCUAACCACAGGCCAUUCACCCCUCUCUGCUGAGCUAUCGUUUCAGGACAGGACAGACAGCAGUAUCCAGAGUCUCUGAUAACUGGUUUAAAACUUAGUCAUAGUUUAGCCAAAGCAUCAGGCUCAGCACAGAUUGACCCUGCUGCUUUGCUAUCGUGGUUAGUGCGGCCCUGGCACUACUCGGGCUGUGUUAUUCACGCCAGCUCAGCUUCCUCUGCUGCUACUGCAGUACAAUCCCCCUCUCUGAGACAUGCUGUAUUUUCAGUAUCCAAAUCUCUGGUGAAUUUUAAGUCUUUAACCCAGCUCUGCCUCUCAAGACAUUUCACAAUUUACUAAAAGCCCUGAUAAAAAGUUAGAAGUGAUGGGCGUUAAGUACAGUGUGCAGGAACAGUUGGCUGAGCAGGUGUCAGGCAGGUUCUUGCUUCUGGAGGCCUUAAUGCUCAGUAGAAGCUGUUCUGAGAGAAACAGGUACUUCUUCCCUUUGAGCCUCUCUCUUCCUGUUACUCAUUUCCCACUUGGCACUCAACUGUUGAAAUAAACACACACACAAAAGCCCCCUGACGUCACUAGGAGGAGAUGCAGCAGCAAGAGAAAAGAGUUGUUUGUUGUUUGGUUGUUGUUGUUUUUUAAAUAAAGGGACACAGAACCUGACAUUUUUUUCCCCACAGCAAA